Messenger RNA from Astyanax mexicanus (Mexican tetra), 5844 nucleotides. RefSeq names its product target of myb1 like 2 membrane trafficking protein (gene tom1l2b). Gene Ontology annotation, biological process: signal transduction. Bases 4 to 1626 code for a protein of 540 amino acids. Gene Ontology annotation, cellular component: endosome; membrane. NCBI's taxonomy places the organism in Eukaryota, Metazoa, Chordata, Actinopteri, Characiformes, Acestrorhamphidae. Gene Ontology annotation, molecular function: clathrin binding; ubiquitin binding; phosphatidylinositol binding. The record is from RefSeq and is a predicted model, not a curated record. The transcript is spliced from 15 exons.
UGAAUGUUUACUGCCUCAUUCACUGCAAACCGAUGUUGGGUUGUUGUUGACAAGAUGGAGUUUUUACUAGGGAAUCCAUACAGUACUCCGGUGGGACAGUGCAUUGAAAAGGCCACAGAUGGCUCCUUACAAAGUGAAGACUGGACUUUGAAUAUGGAGAUAUGUGACAUCAUCAAUGAAACAGAAGAUGGACCUAAGGAUGCCAUAAGGGCUGUGAAAAAGAGACUUAAUGGAAAUAAGAAUUAUAGGGAAGUGAUGUUGACUCUGACGGUUCUUGAGACGUGUGUGAAAAACUGCGGCUAUCGCUUCCAUGCCCUCGUCACCACCCGGGACUUUAUUGACGGUGUUCUGGUGAAGGUCAUUUCACCUAAAAACAACCCCCCUGCUAUAGUGCAAGACAAAGUGCUUGCUCUUAUACAGGCUUGGGCAGAUGCUUUCAGGAGUAGUCCAGAUUUGACGGGCGUAGUCCACGUCUAUGAGGAAAUGAAAAGGAAAGGCAUAGAGUUCCCAAGGUCAGAUAUGGAGACCUUAUCACCUAUCCACACACCACAGCGGUUACAGACCGCUCCAGAGGCGGAUCAUAAGUACAAUGCUCCAGCUCAGCCUAAACCCCAGCCCCAGCCUGGCACUGUUCCAGCUUACUCUGCUCCCCUGGCACACACGUCCCCACAGGUCCCAAAUCUGCACAUGUCUGGACCAAUUAACCCAACCCCAGAACAGAUUUGCAGGCUGCGCAGUGAGCUGGACAUUGUACGUGGGAACACUAAGGUGAUGUCCGAGAUGUUAACAGAAAUGGUGCCCGGCCAGGAGGACCCAUCUGACCAUGAGCUUCUGCAGGAGCUGAACAGGACCUGCAGGGCUAUGCAGCAGAGGAUAGUGGAGCUCAUUUCCCGUGUGUCCAAUGAGGAGGUCACAGAGGAGCUGCUGCACGUCAAUGACGACCUCAACAACAUCUUCUUGCGAUAUGAAAGAUAUGAAAGGUUCCGAUCUGGCCGAACUGCUCAAGGUGUCAAUAACGGGGUCCUGAGUGAAGCUACUGAAGAUAACCUGAUUGACCUGGGCCCGGGGUCUCCAGCGGUGGUCAGUCCCAGAGUCAAUGCCACCCCUCCCUCCAGCCUGCCUGCUUCUGUAGCUCCUGCCCGAUCAGCUUCACCUGCUACACUGUCCUCUAGACUGGCCGGCCUGGAUAUGGGUGCUGACAGUGUCAGCGGCACCCUGAGUUCACUAAGCAGCUGUCAGCCACAAGACGACUUCGACAUGUUCGCCCAGACCAGAACCGGCACCAUGUCUGACCAGCGGAAGAAUGCACCAUUCGAAGACACUCAGGCAGCAAGUGGAGCAGCUCCUACUCUUGACGUUAAGCAAAAUAGCACUGCAGGGGACGCUCAUGUCCAGUCCUCUGUCAUGGAUGACAUUGAGGAAUGGCUCUGUACUGAUGUGAAAGGUGAUGAAGGAGAAGAAGGUGUGACGAGUGAAGAAUUUGAUAAGUUCCUGGAGGAGCGGGCCAAAGCUGCAGAGAUGGUCCCCGUCCUCCCAUCGCCCCCUACUGGAGACCCUGCCACCACAACUGCAGGCUCAGCAGUUAGUGCUGGGAAAAAAGCUGAGGACACGCUGUUUGCUAUGUAACAGGGGUCUUUAACACCCCUCAGCAAUGUCUCAGCGGUGCUCAGCCUCCUCCGUGUGUGUGGUAAGUGGGCAGUCGUGCAGACCCAGCGGCCCCUUGUCUCUCUCUGUCUCUCCUCUGCUUCCUGCAUUACUACACAGUCGACUACGGCGGCUGCCUACUAUGCAGUUUGUAUCCUCGGACGUAACCCGGCUGAAUUGUGCGAAGGGAUCCUGAAGACAGACAUUUUCAUAUUGAACAUUUUCAUACACUACAUGGUUUUCAUGUCCUUGAAUUCAAACCCCGUCCUGUGGAAAAAAAGAAAAAUGCUUUACAUUAGCAUGGAAGGUCAUUGUCAUGUUUUAAGAACGUAUUCAAGCACAUGGCACAAGCUUACCACUUACCAUAUACCACCAUCCUCUGUUAUGCAUGCAGCAAUCAGCAGUUCCCAGUUUAGCAGUUUAGCCAGUCUAUAACUGUUUUUUUCUGGUCUCUGGAUUAUUUGAAAGAAGUUACAGAGGCUGUUGUUUUCCCCUAAGAUACUGGUAUCUUCAUCUAAAAGAAGUGAAGAAUAGCCUCUUUUUGUCUCUUACCAACUAGCUGCUGAUAGUGCAAAUCUUCAAACUGUUCUCAGUUAACAGCAGACAAGCGAUCAGCUGAUUCUUUAAGCUGUGUGCAUCUUAGACGUUGUUCUGUACCUGAAGGCUCUAGUACCACAGGUAUUUGUGACACUGUGGUGGUUUAAUAAGUUUCAUAGUUUUGUUCCAGAAGGGAUUUAUUUGUGUUUUUCCUUUUCAGUGGAAAUUAUAUGAUUUCAGCUACUAAUUUGAGGGAAAAAGUUUAGAAAUAGUGAUAAUAGUUCAUUUAAAUAGUUAAUUUGGUUCAUUUGGCUCAAGCUACCUGAACACUGUGCUGUGCUUUUGGUUUACCUCACUAAAGAAGGAAAGAAAAGUGGCAAGUGCAGAAAGACGGACGUUCAGCAGACUUUAAAUGCUAUAAAUGCUAUAAAAGUUAUGGAGUGGUGUCUGACAGGAAAGCUCAUUUCCUCAUUUUACUUAUAAAAGCUGUUUGAGUAAUCACAAAGGGAUAGAACAUUUAAUAUGUAUAUUUUAGUAUAAAUUGCACUGCUGGCCUUUUAGGCUGUGGGGGAAAAAAAAAAAAAAAAACUAACGAGAGCUUUUGUUCAAAUGCAAAUGGUAGCUGCCGUUCAUUUUAAAUGCUGCCUGUCACAAGAGAGCCGUAUUUCCGAGUAAAUAGAGUUCAUUGCAACCUGAUGGUGACUGGGAGGCAGUUUAAAUUGGAUUUCUUCUGUACACAACUACCGUAGAAAUGAUGUCAAGCUCACUCGGGUUGUUGCUUGGGAAUGAAAUGGGUCUGCCUUAAUGAACAGAAGUCCUUUAGUUAGAGGAGGCAAAGGUGGCUCUCGUUUAUUUCUAGUGUUCGGUACUCUCAUGUUUGCACAUCUUUGAACUUUGAUCCGUGUGUUGAAUGUGCUCCUCUUAAUGUCAUUUUAGUGCUUUUCCGGUGUGUGACUUGCGUGUGUGGCGUGUGUUGGGUACACACACUGUUUUAGUGGACCAAGUGAACAAUCUUUAGUAUUUUGUUUAAUGACCAAGACAAUACAGUACAUAAGUUAUAAAUAGAGUAGAGAAUGAAUGAGUGGCCUGAAUGGUCACUGAUGUUUUCAAAUUCUUAUAUAUUCAUAUUCUUCAUCAAAGGGAUUGUGUGCUCUUAAUAUAAGUUGAUGAUAUUAAUUUAAUGAUCCGUCUGUGGCAGUUUGGCACAUAGCUGGAGUGUGCUGAUAACCUGUAGUCCUUCAGGCAUGGUGGUUGGAUUUCUUUAAUGUUUUUUUUUUUGUUUUUUUUGUGGUUUCUCCUUACCCAUUCGCAUAGAUAUUGGUUUCUAAACCUGGAUGCCUGAAUUUGGAAAAAUGCUGUUGAACCAAGGGAAAAUGAAUGAAUUCAGCAGGAACGGGAUGUACUGAGGUUUUUGUCUGAAUGUUUUGAAUGGUGUUUAUGUAUGUUUGUGUUUGUAGCAUUUUAUUGGCCAGUGAGUUGAAGGGAAUUCUAUAGAAAGGGAGGAAAUUGGCCAAUCUGUGCUUCGCCCCCACACGUUUCUUUUUUUUUCAGCUGUAUUGGACAUGUUUUACAGAAAAAUUAAAGAAUUAGCCUAUAUAGGAUAUUUGGGAUAUAUGUUGGUUAUUUUGCUCUUGUACAUAUAUUUGAUGAUUUGGACGAGAAGUCAUUCAAAAAACUAGACACUACGACAAGAUCCAGCCGGAUUAGCAUUACAGAAAAAUACUGUAGAAAAUGUAUUUUUAUGGGGAUGUUUUUAUGUUAUUAAUUAUGAAUCCCCUAUAAUAAAAAAAUAGUCUACUUCAGCUUUAUAUUGUACAUCCCAAGCAAAAAUCCCAUUUCAACUUAUAAAUGUUUAAGUUUAAAGAGGUUAAAUUCUAAAAUUCUAAAUUUUGGACAAAUCAGUUUGUCAUCAGGUUAAAUUGAGUUCUGUAAAAUUUGCUCAACAGUUGUCACAAAUGAACUUAUGCUUCAACAACGUUUUACACUACACAUGAAUGGAAUGAACUAAUUUGUUGAAAAAAAAAUACUGUCAAUGUCAUUUUACUGAGCUGAAUCAAUUCUUUGUAAACAUUCUGACUUGUAUAAAUGACAAUUUAUGUUUUUCAUGUGUCUCAAUCCUGUACUACCACACUGAAAUGACAAAUAUCAUGGCAUAUGAGAAUAGCAUUGCAUCCCAUAACUUUCGCCAUGUCCCGUGGAAGCUUCCAUUGGGAUAUAAGUGUUGAUCCUCCUGCAUUGAACACGGAUGUCAUUAUCCCCUGUGGGUGGUAAUAGCUUCUAUGAGGAUCCAGCAAUGUUAAAUGCCUUCUGGCACCCACUAUCAGGUCUUGCUCAAACUCUGAUCAUUCACCUUUUUUUCUUUGCCAUAAACACAAGAUAAUACCUCACAUAAUAUAGAUGUGUGGGGGUUCUCAAGCCGUCCUCUGAGGUAACACUUUAAGAUCAAUUUACAUUCUGUUAUCCCAUCAAUUUUUACAUGUCAGUUUAUUACCAUACAUAUUAAAGCGGGACUUUGAUUUCUUAUUAGUUCAUUUAAAGUCAGUUAACUGGUUACAUUGCAAAAUAAUGUUAAAUGAACUUAAAAUUAAGUACGUUAGUAAGUCUGUGACUAAAUUAAAUAAAGUGCAAUUUACUUUACUGCUAGAAUACUUUAUUCAUCAACACUUUUCAGUCUCUUUUGCACAGUUAGAGGAUGCUGACAGUCUGCUAACGGAUGAUGUAUUGUUUUAUGAACGUAGCGGCACUAAUGCAGCUUAUUAAAUAAAUACAAUCUCCGUCAGAUAAUUUUUUUGAUUUGAUGAAACACUCACCUGCUUCUGCUCUACAUAAUUUAUGUUUUCUGUUUGAAACUAGUUGGGACUGUACAAAAUGCUGUUUAAUCCACGUCUGAAGAAUUUGCGAGAUGAUUUAGAUUUUUGUUGGUUUAAUUUCUUUCAGUAUUGGGGCUGUAUUGAAUGCGAUGAUGAUGAUGAUGAUUUUGUUUCACAGUUUUCAGGUUUGUGUGUGUUGAUUGUUGUGAGGUUUUAUUUGUUUUGCCUUGUGAACAGUUUAGAUGCUCUAUCAUCUUACGUCUCUUUAGGUACGACUAUCAGUUCUAGUCUGAACACAGUUCAUUAAUCUUAUUGGUAAAAAAAACAAAAAAAAAACUCACAUUUGCCUGAAGUGAUCACUAGUAGUGGUCAGCAGUACUGUUUUCUCCCCAGCAUGGGAUAAGUGUAGAUGAUUUUCUUCAGAAAUAACCUAAAAAAAUAUAUUACGUUACUCUCUGCAUUUCCAUGUGUUUAUAGAAUCUGCACUUUUCUUUGAUUGGAUACUGUAUGUGUUUGGAGUUCAGUGUGUGGAUUGUACGUGUGUGAACAAAUUUUCCGUUAUUCAACUGCUGCAGAAAACACCUUUAUUUGUUUGAAGAGAAAGCAGGACGAGCGAAGGUGUGGAGAGUGCACCGUGUGUGAAAGUGUGUGUGUGGGGGAGGGAGGGGGGUUGCAGGGCAUGGAUAAGCUGUACUCUGUUGGCCACUGAUCAGUGCUGCUGUUGGUGGUGGUUGCUGCAGGUUGUACUGAUGUGCUGGUCUGUGUGCUUACCUGUUGUUAUACCUCAAGUUGCACUCUGUACUGUUUGAUUCAUGCAUGUGUUAAUCUCCAAUAAAGCCAACCAAGCUGGUGA